This is a messenger RNA of Scophthalmus maximus (turbot), 1982 nucleotides long. RefSeq names its product beta-1,3-galactosyltransferase 2-like. The transcript has 4 exons. The record is from RefSeq and is a predicted model, not a curated record. NCBI's taxonomy places the organism in Eukaryota, Metazoa, Chordata, Actinopteri, Pleuronectiformes, Scophthalmidae. Gene Ontology annotation, molecular function: N-acetyl-beta-D-glucosaminide beta-(1,3)-galactosyltransferase activity. Bases 436 to 1386 code for a protein of 316 amino acids. Gene Ontology annotation, cellular component: membrane.
UCUUUCAGUUGAACUCGGACUUUAACACUGUAAUACUGAAGCCCACCAGUAGGAGGUGAUGUUGAGUCGGUGAUAAUCUUCUACAGACUGUCGCUCGGCGCCGCUCAGAGACUGAACAGGUGACGUCCCUGGGUCUUGGGGAGAUGUUCUGCAACAGCCCACUGUAAAACAACUGGAAAGUCUAUUUCCACUCUUUAUGCUAGAGGGCUGUUGGAUGUACCCUCGUAUUUCAUGGACAAACACGAGUGGUGUCGUUCGUCUCAUCCAAAGAGCUAGAAAGGGACACAAAUUGACACGAGCGAGGGCAGAUCAACUCCAGUAGGGGAAAGAGGCUGAAUAACGUGGAGCCCGAAGCCGGUUCUACUCAACCACCAACCCACAAGGCCUCGCGGUGCGUUGCCAACAUCUCCCACGGGGCGGCGUUUUAAGUUUUAAAUGGGGAACAGGAGGAAACACCUCUGCGUCUUGGGGACGGUGGCUCUCUUCCUCAUCUAUCUCAGCUUUGAUGGGACAUUGAGCAGUUGGUUUUCUCCAUCUUCACCAUCAGCGUAUCACGUGGCCUAUCCACGCAACUACAAAUUCAUCAUGGAUGACACACCUACGUGCAGGACCAGGACUCCUUUCCUGGUCGCGGUUGUUCCAGUUGCACCCAGUAACGUGGCAGCCCGGGACGCCAUUCGACAGACGUGGGGGAAUGAGAAGCUGGUUCUGGGUCAGCUGGUGCAGACCCUCUUCUUGGUGGGCCUGCCCGGAGGACCUGAUGCAGGGCAGCAGCAAGAGACGCUCAAUCUGGAGAAUCGGCAGCACCGCGACCUGAUCCAGAGCAGCUUCCAGGACAGCUACGGCAAUCUGACCAUCAAGACUAUGGUCAUGCUGGAGUGGCUGGCGGCGCAUUGUGUGAAUUCUUCUUAUGUCUUGAAGAUUGACUCCGAUAUGCUGCUCCACGUCCAGAAUUUGGUGAAGCUGUUGCUGGAUCCCAGCACGGCCAAACAGAACUACAUGUCAGGCUUGGUGUGGUGGCACAGCCCGGUUUUAAGGAACCCAUUCAACAAGUUCUACCUGCCUAAGGAAGUGAUCGCCGAGCCAGAGUACCCCCCGUAUCCCCUGGGCAUGGCCUACGUCAUGUCCCUGGACCUUCCCGGGAAGAUUCUCAGCGUCUCUCCUCGGAUCAAACCGAUCUUCAUCGAAGACGCCUACCUGGGUAUGUGUCUGAAGCACCUGGGCAUUCUGCCCACCGACCCCCCUGACAGCACCAUGUUCGUCGUCGACCCCGUUCAUCCUCUGAGCGGCUGCAGCCUCUCAAAAGUCAUCGCCGUGACGACGACAAGCAUCCGGCAGAUGACGAGUUACUGGGAGAGGAGCAAAACAGCAGAAGCUAAAUGCUGAACUUCAUUCGUGUUUGCCGGGACUGAAUUUUGGUGUUUCGGUGGUGGGGCGACCCUGUAGUUUCAGGCUUUUAACCAGAACUAAGAGUCUGAUCAGUAUGUUUGAGAAUUGAUUUGAAUGUCUUUACUUUCAAGGCUCUUUUUAGCACCUUUUAGUGCCUAAGGUACCAGUUCGUACCUUGAGAUCCUCAGGGCCCUGAGUCGAUCGGGUCGGCCGACUCAGUCAUUUCUUGGAAGUCCCUUCGUAAGACGUACUUUUAUCGCUGAGGCUUUCCUGAUUUUACUUGAAUUUUAGUUUUCCAUUUUUCAGGGAACAAACUAAAACGUCUGACUGAGCCGGUGUCUCAGUCAGAGACUGACUAAUAUCUACUAAUUUAUGACUUAUUUACCUGCUGCGUUGUGAACCACUUUGUGAUCGAUUUUGGUAGAGUCCUCGUCUGCGGGAACUGUUGGGUUUCUCUGUGAUAUUGUGAGAUCUCGACCUUACUACGCAAAGUGCCUUAACAUAAUAUACUUUGUGAUUUGGCGCCAUACAAAAAAGUUGAAUUGAAUUGUUCUAUAAAUAAAGAUUUUUAUUAUUAUUGUGUUUGCAGGCAA